GAUAUUUUUGUGAAAUGUUAUUUUUAUUUUUUAUUUUAUUUUUAUUUUUUGUUAAAUGCAAUUCCGAUUUCCACCGCUAGAUGACAGUACAAAAUAAACCCUCGGCAUGAUUUCAUAAUGUUGCUGAGUUAUUUCAUGUUUAAUGGUAAUACCAUUUUUAUUCUUUCUUUAACAUGUUUAUAUUUCAUCUUUCCCACAACAACUAUAAACUUGUUUGAUUGUGUGUUAAUACAUGCGAAUAACCAAUAUUGCUUAUUGUAAAACCCCAGAUGAAUAAUAGGGAAGAGAUUAAGUUUUACUUAUUGUUUUGUGGUGCAUAGUAACAUAAUUUCACAAUAUGUGGAACAUUAAAAACAGAAAUGCAUUGAAAGGCUAUUUCCUGAUAGAGAAGUUGUAUGUAAAGUCUGGAGUAGGUGAAUUGUAGCAGCAUAUACUAAAAAAGUAGUACUUUUUAAGCUUAUUUUACUAAGUAUACGUGAAUAUAAGUAUACCUAAUAAAAGUAUACUUGUAGUAUGGUAGCAAGUAUACUAUAGAUGUAUAGUGGAGGGAAUAUACUCCAUCUAUGUACAAUGAAAACACUUACAAUACCUGAGUAGUAAAUAAAAAGCUAACUUCAAGUAUACUGCAUUACAUUUAGAAUAGAUUAAGUAUACUUGUAUUACACUUGAAUAAAAUACUUUUUGCUAAGCGAGCUACCAGCUAAAAAAAACACACAAAAUACAGCUGUCAGCAUUAUCACACUGGAAAAACAUUAAUAUAUUAACUUUAUACUAACUAAGAUUAAUCUCAUUCAAAACUUAUGUAAGAAUGCAGUGGAACAGGCACAACUGGAUUUUUAUUUUUUCAUUUGCUAGUCAGGGAUUUUUAAAAGAGAUUCUUGCCUCAAUCAUUCUAUGAAAAUUCAUUGUGUUUUUAAGGAAUAGCUGGAAAUAAAAACACGAUCUGUUUCCCACUAGGGGAUUCCCAUUCACAGCUCUGCUGUGAUACUGGCUGAUACAUAAUCUGGCUGCACACAGCAGGUGGAGUCAAACAAGCACCAUGUGACUGGGUGUGUGGUUUAAUAUAAGUGUCCUCUGAAAAAUAAACAUCCUUUCACAGAGUAACAGAGACGGGUUUUUUUGCUGCACCUUCUGAAUGUGACUGCCGUGUGGACAUGACUUUCACCAUGGAGCCCAUGGAUGGAAAGCAAAUAACCAUACUGUCUGAUGUGUACACAGCACUACUUAUUCCCAGUGUGAUCGGGAGUUUUUCAGUCCUGGUGGUUUCCAUCGUAAAACGGCAACGUCUAGGAGAACAAGUGCACCUUCUGGUGCAGCUUGCUCUGGCAGACCUCCUCGCUGCUCUGACCUUGUUCGUCAUUUCCAUCUUGAAUACCGUCAGCUACAACUUUGCAAACACCUGUCAGUAUGUGCUGCCACUGGCCCUGACAUUCUAUUUAACUUCAUUUCUGCUGGUGGUUCUUUAUGCUUGGAAAUCAAAGGAUGCUAUCCAAGGAUGGAGGGAGAGACUGGCAGAUGAUGAAAACGAGCAGAGCCAGUGCAAAAAAAUAAAAAAAGCUUUUCCCAUUUAUGCUUUUUUGUGGUUGGUUCCAAUUGCACUGUACACAUUAUACGUGGUCCCAGUUUACAUAAAAGAGAAGUCGCUCAUUCCGAUGACUGACAGAUCUCAGAGCAACAUUACCCUGAAUGGGAGCAGCAGCAGCUGUAUUCUGUUCUUGCAUGUCUGGAAGGAACCCUACACCAAAAGUGAACAAAGACACAUCAUUUCCAUCCGUCUUUUUCUGUUGAUUGCGGUGAUAGUCGUGAUGGUCUCCUGCUCUGUUAUUUACUAUAAAGUUCAGAAAUGGUACAAGAGACGAGAGCAGGAAGGACUUUUUCCCGUCUAUGUUGAUGGAUAUGCAACAAGGCGAUCAAAAAAAGUCUUUUCUUCUGCCCGGAAUAUGGUGAUGGUCAUCGUCAUCUGUUGGACACCAGUUCUCGUCCUCAUUAUACUGUCUUUCUGGGGGGAACACAAGGAUCAGAAAAAGUUGUUUGUCCUCUACAUCAUUCAGGCGGUCACUCUGUCCCUGCAGGGCUUUCUGAACAGCAUGGUUUAUGCCUGGGGGCGCCCGAACUUCACGGAGGCCGUUCUCGGGGAGAAAGUGCCGCUGACGCCACGCAUGCCCUUUUUUGAUGAAUCAUUAAGGAGCCACUGCUGACGGCGGACUUGUCCACAUUUACUGUUGUGCUGCGACACGUGUUACGGGCGCAAAAAAAGACAGAGUGCACAGUUCACCGCUGUAAAAACAGGACGUUUUCAGCGAACUGAAGAAAAAAGGCACAAAAGGAUGAAGGAGGACCAAAGAUUUAUGACUUUUUCAACAAAAGCAAAACACUACCAGAGGUUUUGUUUGCUGUGGAUUUCAAUAGAAUCUCAGGAAUUCUGCCAAAAUGAUCUAACUUGGUGGAUCCUGAAUCUACAUUUUAUUGACGGACUAUUUGGUCAGAUACCGUAAAGGUGUCAAAUGAUGUUAAUGUACGUGUCAUUUUCUAAUUUAUUGCUUUUGACUAAUGAUGUGUUUUUGACUGUAAUGUUAUGCAGGUGUCAAAUGUUUUUAGAUACUAAAGAGGCAACGGACCACAAAGGAAUGCAGAGUUCUAGCAGAAAAUAAAAGGAACGCACAAUCUGCUCUGUCAAGAUGGGUUUAAGCUAUUGGAGGGUUUAACAUACCACUGAGGAAAAUCUUGUCUGUCUUUGCAACCGUAUGUGUUGCAGAGACAGGCGCAAACACGAGAAGUCAAGAAAAAUCAUCACAAGAUUAUGUAAAUUUGACAAAUUACAGUAAUUUUAGUGUUUUUAUUUGGUAGAAAAAUACAUUGCUGGUUAAAAGUUUUAACCCUAUUGAUCUCUACAUUUAUUUCCAACUAUAUAUAUACUGUAUAAAUAAAAAUAUCACUUAUUUUUUGCCUCUAAGUAGAUGUGAAAUUAAAUUAAUUUUGGAGUCAAAGUGUUUUGAUGCAUAUUUGCAUCCAUAGGCAGAAGUUACAAAAAUAAGUCAAAUUAAUUUGUAAGUGUUAAUAAGUGUUUUCCAUGCUAUUAUUCUUCUGACCAAAUGUGCAAAAUACUUUUUUUUGUUCACUGGCUGAAAGGCAUGGAAUAAAGGAAUGUUCCAUGCCAUAAGUUCAACUAUUCCACUGUUAGCUGAGUGUCAUUGGUUGCUUUGUAACUUUCCUCCUGAGAAGGCCUUAGCAAGGCAAAUGAAAAUAAAAGGUAACGUUAAAACCAUUUAUUUUCCAGCUAUAUUAGUUGCACACCAUAAAUUAGGUGUUGCAGAUCUGCAGUGUACUGGUAGAUAAGGUUCAAGUCUGGAGACUGUUUUUAAGGUUACCAUUUUGUUCAUUAAUCCUUAGGUGGUAAAGACCCACUCCUAUUGGUUGAAAUGUAUUAAUAAAUUUAAGAUUAAAUCUGCAUAUUUGAGUA
Oryzias melastigma (Indian medaka) is the source of this 3460-nucleotide messenger RNA. RefSeq lists its product as uncharacterized. Bases 1155 to 2198 code for a protein of 347 amino acids. NCBI's taxonomy places the organism in Eukaryota, Metazoa, Chordata, Actinopteri, Beloniformes, Adrianichthyidae. Gene Ontology annotation, molecular function: G protein-coupled receptor activity. Gene Ontology annotation, biological process: adenylate cyclase-activating G protein-coupled receptor signaling pathway. The record is from RefSeq and is a predicted model, not a curated record. The transcript has 12 exons. Gene Ontology annotation, cellular component: plasma membrane.